AUGCCGCCACGAAACUUCAUUCUCUACGACUGCGGACACAGGGAGUUCGAAAACCCUUCUCCACUCAAGAAGCUCAAGAGAGCGCUUAGCAUCAGAAAGGUUUUGAGCAACAAGGUCAAGGAGGCGAAGGACAUCCGAGCAGACGGAGUAUGCCCAGAAUGCGCAAAAGAUCCUGUCGGAUUGUUACUUGGCGACCAAGUAUUUCGUCGUAUAAACAACCCGUUGCAACCUGUCGGUCUUAGGGAAGAGUACUCCCCUUCACACUCCGACGAGACAGAAGCAGAAAGCCAGCAAGAGAGAUCUUCUAGCGAGGAAGAAUCGGCUCACGAAGAGGAGGUAGAGGCGAGAAAAGAUCACGGCGUCGUAGAAAGACCACCAACUCGUAUUCCUCGACGACCCGUGGGCGCUCCCCCUGCCCAAAGCCAUCGACGCCUCGCCCUCUUCUAUCCCGAAGAAGAUCCAUUCGCAGACGGAAAGGAUCCUCUCGCAGACGGGGAGCAUGCUUUCACAGACGGAUAUCGCGAAGUGGAGACAGGUCGCCGGGUAUCAGUGUAUAAGGAGGAGGGAGACGCUAAAGGAGUAUCGGAAGAUGAUGACUCGGCCCGCAAAAGUGACGAACAACGAAAGAAUGAGUCUGCUAUCACGGGAUUCUGA
Sclerotinia trifoliorum is the source of this 654-nucleotide messenger RNA. Lineage: Eukaryota; Fungi; Ascomycota; Leotiomycetes; Helotiales; Sclerotiniaceae. The record is from the annotation of a GenBank genome assembly.